This is a messenger RNA of Closterium sp. NIES-67, 381 nucleotides long. The record is from the annotation of a GenBank genome assembly. Lineage: Eukaryota; Viridiplantae; Streptophyta; Zygnematophyceae; Desmidiales; Closteriaceae.
GGAGGUUACACGAGGGGGCGGACAAAGAAUGCGAAAGGACUCGAAAGGUCGCAACUGGAGGUUGCGACUGACCGUUACAACAUCACGGAUAGUAACCGAAGCGGCAAUCGAGUCGCUGUGCGACUCGAUAAACCGUUCCUUACAAGGGUUCAACUGCCUCAACUUCCGCUGCACUACUCCAAGUCUCAAGUCUCUACAGCUGGGACUUAGUCUCUGCAAAAGAUCCUAAGGGCUUUUCUCAGCCCAACAUGUACAAGGGUUCAACUGCCUCAACUUCCGCUGCACUACUCCAAGUCUCAAGUCUCUACAGCUGGGACUUAGUCUCUGCAAAAGAUCCUAAGGGCUUUUCUCAGCCCAACACCAAGCAUGGAUGUGGAUAAG